CUUAUCUUAGAACUGCUUUAGAGGCAAAACAGCUUAGGGAAACUUCUCUUUUAUAUGCACGGAUUUUUGCAAUUUAAUUCAUUUUUAUCUGAAAAUUUUGCUGAUUUAGGUUUUGACAUCUCUACUGUCCUUGAUUACUGUAUUAAGUUGAAAGUUUCAUGUGGACUAAAGCAUGCAAAGAAACGAAGAGGUGGAAUAUAUAAAGUUGGGGAUUUUAUGACGAGGAAAGAGAAUUUGCACAUGGUAAAGCCAACAACAACAGUUGAUGAAGCGCUGGAAGCUCUUGUUGAACACAAAAUCACUGGUUUUCCUGUGAGCGAUGAUGAUUGGAAAUUGACUUUCAAUGAGGUAGAGAAGUUGCUUGACAAAACCAAUUGCCUGGUGGUUGGCGAUUUAAUGACACCAGCUCCAGUAGUUGUAAGUGAAACAACUAAACUAACCUUGAGGAUGCUGCUAGAUUAUUGCUCGAGACAAAAUAUUGUCGACUUUCCGGUUCCAGUUGUUGAUGUAAUUGAGGAUAAGCUGCUUCAUUCCUUUUCUGAAGAUCGGUCAUCACAAGAGGAAAUCUCGGACGAAUUGCUUUAUUUGCCUUUCAAACAAAGCGUGACACCGAAGAAAAAAGCACUAAUUGGAGAAUAUCAUUCAAGGAUUUGUGGUGCUUCGAUAGGGCGAUGGAGGAAAGAGAUUCUUUCCGCUGAUUGUGGGGACUCAAAGAGUCGUGUCUUGUCCUUUAGUUUCUUAAUAAACACAAAGAACACAAGUCCAAAAAAAAAACCAUCAGAUUGGUGCUUUAAGCUGUUUGUUAAGAUAUUUUUUGCAUUGUUAACAAAGAGCGGCGAUUUAACGACAUCUUUUCAUUUCAAGAAAGGCUCCGAAUAUACCAAAAAAACAAGAAACCUCCCCCCGCAAUCAAAGCUGGACGCCAAACAUGAUUAUGCACUACCUUGGGGGGCGGCAAUCCCACCUCUUUUCUCUCUCUUUGCUUCUAGCGUUACACAUCGACUACCUAACUCAAAAUCUUAUCACUUCAGUAGUUAA
This is a messenger RNA of Durio zibethinus, 1038 nucleotides long. Its product is annotated as CBS domain-containing protein CBSX1, chloroplastic-like. The record is from RefSeq and is a predicted model, not a curated record. Lineage: Eukaryota; Viridiplantae; Streptophyta; Magnoliopsida; Malvales; Malvaceae.